Molecule: messenger RNA, 2260 nt
Organism: Silurus meridionalis
Lineage: Eukaryota; Metazoa; Chordata; Actinopteri; Siluriformes; Siluridae
Gene: spred1
Product: sprouty related EVH1 domain containing 1
Exons: 6
Coding region: 687-1925 (412 amino acids)
Biological process (GO): negative regulation of MAPK cascade; multicellular organism development
Cellular component (GO): membrane
Molecular function (GO): protein kinase binding
Source: RefSeq, a predicted model, not a curated record
UUUUCCGAGCGCGUCGGCCGAGUUGAAAAUGGAGUUGGUGCAGAGAAAGGAGAUCCUGUGAACUUCCACACCGCUCUUCUUUCACUUGUUUUUGGGUGUAUUUUUUUGUAUUAGUCCGUUCCAAAUCUUUGUGUUUUUCCCCUGUUGUAUUCGGGUCGGUCCAUGCUGUAGAGAGGUGCAAUGGUGCGAGGCGCUGGUGCUUUCUGUUUCCCCAGUGUUGGCUGAAAGAAGUUGUUGGCGGAGAGAGAGAGGGAUAGAGAGAGAGAGAGAGAGAGAGAGAGAGAGAGUAGCUCGGUCGCUAGCUGCCCGUUCACAAUAUUCCAAAACCAGAGCAGUUUUUUUUAUUAGAUUUUCUGCUGCACUUGUUAGGUUUUAGACCCCCGUGGAAUAGGUGACCGAUCACAGAAGAGAGGACGCUGAAGGAUGAUCACUCGGUCGCAGAUGGAUUUUAUUCAUUGGGAAGGUCCGACUCAGCGGCCGCGGCUCCACUCCUCCUUGUGAAUUGGCUCGUGGGAGCUGCGGAGCUCCAGCAAUGCGCCGCCGUCCCGUCGGACCGGCGCUGGCUUUGUGAAUAACCGCGUUUCGACGCGACCCUCCGAAAAAUGGUGAUUUCUGCGACUUGUUUCCUCGCCUUGACCUCAUCGCCGAUGCUGUUUGCAGGAUCUGGAUCCCCGUGAGGACAAAAAAUGAGCGAAGAACCGGCAAAUCCAAACAACGAUGACAGUUAUGCGCGUGUGAGAGCAGUGGUCAUGACUCGCGAUGACUCCAGCGGCGGGUGGCUGCCUCUGGGAGGCGGAGGCCUCAGCUGCGUGUCGGUACACAAAGUUACCCGGACCGACUCAGACAGCCCCAACGGUGUGGAUUAUCUCAUCCAUGGGGAGCGACUCAAAGACAAGUUGGUUGUGCUGGAGUGCAUCAUAAAGAGGGACCUGGUCUACAACAAAGUCAACCCUAUCUUUCACCAUUGGAGAAUCGACAACAAGAAGUUUGGCCUGACUUUCCAGAGUCCAGCCGAUGCCAGAGCGUUUGACCGGGGGAUACGGCGAGCCCUGGAGGACAUAAAGCAAGGCUGUCCGGUGUACAGUGACUCAGAGGUUCAUGAAGAUGGAUUGCAGGUUAAUCAGGAGCCUCCCUCUAUCUGCACACCCAUUAGAGAGCCAUUCUCUCCGCACGGCCGAGUGGUGUCCACCGAGCCUUUCCGCAGCUGUUAUGUGCGCACCCAACCAUUCGAGGAGUUCUCGAGCCCCAGUCACCGCUAUCUGCCCCCGCAGGUCUCUUUCUCCUCGACACGCCAUGUGAGCUUUCACAUGGACGAAGAAGAGGUUGUUCGGAUCAACCCGCGUAAGGACGUCCUCAUUCGUGGGUAUGAGGACUACAGGCACCCGGUGAUGUGGAAGCAGGACAACGAGCGAGACGACUCUGAUUUCUCCACAAUGUUCACUAAACUGGACAGCAAGAAAAGUGAGUACUCAUUUCUGGAAGGCUCUGACCAUCGUAUGGGCACCAAGGACUCGAUCAAAACUGAGCAGCCUUCGCCUCUACUGAAGUCUAAGAAGUCUCGGAGGCGGCGGGAGGACGGCGAGCGCUCGCGCUGCAUAUAUUGCCGCGAAAUGUUUAACCACGAGGAGAACCGGCGUGGGGAGUGCCAGGAUGCACCCGACCCCAUUAAGCAGUGUAUCUACAAGGUGAGCUGCAUGCUGUGUGCAGAGAGCAUGCUCUACCACUGCAUGUCCGACUCAGAGGGUGACUUUUCGGACCCAUGUUCGUGCGAUUCCAGUGAAGAGCAGUUCUGUGUGCGCUGGCUGGCACUUCUCGGCCUCUCCAUAAUCGCUCCCUGCAUGUGCUGCUACCCACCACUGCGGGCCUGUCACCACUGCGGGGAGGCCUGCCACUGCUGCGGCGGCAAACACAAGGCCGCCGGCUGAGCCGAGCCGAUAGGGGAGCAACACACGGCCACGUGAAGAAACAACUGCCGCCGUCGCUUUUCUUUUUACAUUCACCCCUUGAGGUGGGUGAGGUGCUCCACCCGCCACAUCGGAGGCUUUGGAGAUUUGAUUUGGCCGAGAGCAGCAGAAGCCAAUGACCGGAUCUUCUUGGGCUCUCAAGCUCACAUCACGGAGCUCGUUACGGAAGGGAAGGCGUUUUACGGAAUGAACUCGAAUCACGAAAUGAGCAAAAGUAAAUAAUUAAAUAAGAGACCAAAAAAAAGUCACUUGACAGAGAAAUGUCAGACUUUCAUUACAAAUAGUGUGCAACCUUU